This is a messenger RNA of Tinamus guttatus (white-throated tinamou), 837 nucleotides long. It is a transcript of the gene RBP4, whose product is annotated as retinol binding protein 4. Gene Ontology annotation, molecular function: retinol binding; retinol transmembrane transporter activity. Lineage: Eukaryota; Metazoa; Chordata; Aves; Tinamiformes; Tinamidae. Gene Ontology annotation, biological process: retinol transport. The record is from RefSeq and is a predicted model, not a curated record.
UUGAGCUUUUGAGGGGCUGCGGGGACUGGCACUGUCUGGACGAGAUGGCCCCUGCGAGGAGAGUCCUGGCCUGGCUGCUGCUACUGGUUCUGGCCUUGCUGGGUGGCAGCGCAGCAGAACGGGACUGCCGAGUGAGCAGCUUCAAAGUCAAGGAGAACUUCGACAAGAACAGGUAUAGUGGCACCUGGUAUGCUAUGGCAAAGAAAGAUCCAGAGGGGCUCUUUCUGCAAGACAAUGUGGUAGCCCAGUUUACAGUAGAUGAGAAUGGACAGAUGAGUGCUACUGCGAAGGGCAGAGUCAGACUCUUUAAUAACUGGGAUGUCUGUGCAGACAUGAUUGGCUCUUUCACUGACACAGAGGAUCCCGCCAAGUUCAAGAUGAAGUACUGGGGUGUUGCUUCUUUUCUUCAGAAAGGAAAUGAUGAUCACUGGGUAGUGGACACAGAUUACGAUACUUACGCUCUUCAUUAUUCCUGCCGCCAACUAAAUGAAGACGGCACCUGUGCCGAUAGCUAUUCCUUUGUGUUCUCCCGGGACCCCAAGGGAUUGCCCCCAGAGGCACAGAAGAUUGUCAGACAACGGCAGGUAGACCUCUGCUUGGACAGAAAAUACAGAGUUAUUGUUCAUAAUGGAUUCUGCUCUUAAGGAGAUCCAAAACUAUGGAAGGAAAUCACGUAACAGCAGCAUGGAUGUAAUGUUAACACAUUGAUUAAGUGUUCAGUUGAAAAGCUUUUAAAUGGCUUCAUUUAGAUCUUGAAUAUAUUUAUCUGAGCUGUGUAGCUCAGCUUGUCAAUAAACCAAUGAAAUGUUUUAAUAAACUUGGAUUACAGGGGAUGCA